CGCCGCCCACCCCCUAGCCCUGCCCUCCGCUCUCACCCUGUGUACCUGGGCCGAUCCAUUCCCCGGAGGCACGGGGGGGUGGAGUGGCUCGCAGAGCCACAGUGGGACAAGCAAGUUUCUCCCCGCAAGCUGGACGCGUGCUCUUCAUCCACGAGGUUUCCUCUAGUUAAAAUCCUAGAAUAGGGUAGAGUGGGCUUGGAAUGGAGACAAGGAGCGGAAGCGGGAAGGGGAGGAGCAGGCACCCCUCCCAGUCUUGGUGGGCGCCGCGCCCCCUACCCUCCCGGUACCAGGGAGGGGACGCGCGGGCGCGACGCGCCCAGACGGCAGCGAUGGCGCCUUUGGCCCGCCAGUUCUCCGGGGGACUGGAGUCCUGCCCGCGUGCCCUGAGCUGGGGCGCGGUCGUCUUCGGGUGGCUUUUUCUGAGCACCUUGUGCACAGCCCCCACCAGUGCCAUCCAGGUGACUGUGUCAGACCCCUACCACGUGGUGAUCCUAUUCCAACCUGUGACCCUGCCCUGCACCUACCAGUCGACCUCGACCCCCACGGCGCCCAUCGUGAUCUGGAAGUACAAGUCUUUCUGCCGGGACCGCAUCGCUGAUGCCUUCUCUCCUGCCAGUGUUGAUAACCAGCUCAACGCCCAGCUGGCGGCUGGUAACCCAGGCUACAACCCCUACGUGGAGUGCCAGGACAGCGCACGCACCGUCAGGGUUGUGGCCACCAAGCAGGGCAAUGCCGUGACCCUGGGAGACUACUAUCAGGGCCGAAGGAUCACCAUCACAGGAAAUGCUGACCUGACCUUCGACCAGACAGCCUGGGGGGACAGCGGCGUGUACUACUGCUCCGUGGUCUCGGCCCAGGACCUCCAGGGGAACAACGAGGCCUACGCAGAGCUCAUCGUCCUGGGCAGGACCUCGGGGGUGGCCGAGCUCUUACCUGGUUUUCAGGCGGGGCCCAUGGAAGACUGGCUGUUCGUGGUCGUGGUCUGCUUGGCUGCCUUCCUCGUCGUCCUCCUGCUGGGCAUCUGCUGGUGUCAGUGCUGCCCCCAUACCUGCUGCUGCUACGUCAGGUGCCCCUGCUGCCCGGAAAAGUGCUGCUGCCCCGAGGCCCUAUAUGCUGCAGGCAAAGCUGCCACUUCGGGUGUCCCAAGCAUUUACGCCCCCAGCACCUAUGCCCACCUCUCCCCUGCCAAGACCCCGCCCCCACCAGCCAUGAUCCCCAUGGGCCCUCUCUACAAUGGGUACUCUGGAGACUUCGACAGAAAUAGCUCAGUUGGUGGCCAUAGCUCCCAGGUACCCCUGCUUCGUGACACAGACAGCAGCGUGACCUCUGAGAUUCGCAGUGGCUACAGGAUUCAGGCCAACCAGCAGGACGACUCCAUGCGGGUCCUAUACUACAUGGAGAAGGAGCUGGCCAACUUCGACCCUUCUCGACCCGGGCCCCCCAAUGGCCGUGUAGAACGAGCCAUGAGUGAAGUCACCUCUCUCCACGAGGACGACUGGAGAUCCCGGCCUUCACGGGGCCCUGCCCUCACCCCCAUCAGGGAUGAGGAAUGGGGUCACCACUCCCCCCGGAGUUCCAGGCGGUGGGAGCAAGAGGCCCCCCUGGAGCGGCCAGGGAACAGCCGGGGUGCGGGGAGGCCCCGAGCCCGCUCUGUGGAUGCUCUGGAUGACUUUACCCGGCCGGCCUCUGCUGAAUCAGGGAGGAGAUCUCCCCCAAGCAGUGGGAGGAGAGGCCGGGCCUAUGCAACCCCGCGAAGUCGCAGCCGCGAUGACCUCUACGACCAAGACCAAGACGACUCCAGGCACUUUCCGCACUACGAUGACUUCAGGUCUAGGGAGCAACCUCACGCUGACCCUCGGGCCCGCUACCAGCGCUCCCGGGACCCUCGGGAUGAUGGCUCCAGAUCCAGGGACCCCCCCUAUGACGGGCGGCUACUAGAAGAAGCCUUGAGGAAAAAGGGGCCAGCGGAGAGGAGGCCUUACAGGGAGGAAGAGGAAGAAGAGGAGGCCUACUACCCUCCAGCGCCUCCCCCUUACUCUGAGACUGACUCUCAGGCUUCACGAGAGCGGAGGCUUAAGAAGAACUUGGCCCUGAGUCGGGAAAGUUUAGUCGUCUGAUCUCAACAUUUUGUAUGUAGUUUUUGUACUUUUUUUUUUUUUAAUUGGAGGGAUUAUUGAUGAUCUCGUAAAACUAAUAAAACUUCUAAUCACAA
This is a messenger RNA of Cervus elaphus (red deer), 2212 nucleotides long. RefSeq names its product lipolysis-stimulated lipoprotein receptor-like. The transcript is spliced from 10 exons. NCBI's taxonomy places the organism in Eukaryota, Metazoa, Chordata, Mammalia, Artiodactyla, Cervidae. Gene Ontology annotation, cellular component: tricellular tight junction; plasma membrane. The coding region runs from base 201 to 2117 and encodes 638 amino acids. Gene Ontology annotation, biological process: tricellular tight junction assembly; establishment of blood-brain barrier. The record is from RefSeq and is a predicted model, not a curated record.